AGCCUCAGCGACGUCGUCAGUUGGCUCUUGACUCUCCCACGCUGCAGUCGGUGGUUCUGUCCGGAUUCAGACCCGGAAUCCGAAUCGGCAUCGGCAUCGGAAUCGGAAUCUUGCCCGGAUUGUGAAGCAGACUGAGAGGUAUUUUUAGUGCUUGCGUGCGGAAUUUUGUUGGUGUCAAAGUUAAACAUUUUACGUGAGAUUGCAAGGACAUGCGAAGAAGCAGCAGCAACUCAAAAAGAAUAAUUGCAGCAGCAAUUGCAACACAAGAAGUAAAAUAAACAGCAUAGCAGCAGCAGCAACAGCAACAGCAACAUUUGCUGCAAGUGCAGAACCAACAGCCGUCGCCGCCGCCAAGUUCAAAAUCAACGCCUGACAAUGACAAAAGCAGCGACGUGGCGCCUACCAAGCCCAAACAUAAUAGCAGUAGGUGCAGCAGCAGCAGCAGCAGCAGCAGCUGCAGCAACACCAAUCAAACCAGUAGCAGCGGCACCAACAGCAACGCCAGCAACAGCAGCAACAACAGGAGGAGCAGCAGCAACUGCAGCAAAUGCAGCAACUAAAGCAAUAACAAUCAAUGGGCCGCAAACGACAAGGCGACGUCAACGAGGCUGCACAACAGCAACACCAACCAUGCAGCAGCAACAGCAGCAACAACAGCAGCAGCAACAGCAGCAACAACAGCAGCAACAACAUCAACAAUCGUACUUGCAACGCCUGGGGGCGUGGCUGCCACCGAUGACGUCGAUGUGGCUUUGGCUGCCAACUUACCCAAUCGCCCGGCUGCUUUUGGCCCUCUGCCUGCUGGGCUGCCUCAGCCCCUUUACAGCUGCACUCGAAGAGGAUUGCGUUGACUUUCAGGGCAACAAGGUAAACCACGGAAUGCUGUACGUGCCCGGACCCGGAGUUUGUAGCCUCUGCGUCUGCUACCACUCCGAACCACUCUGGUGCAAGGCCAUCUACUGUGAUCCGCCCUACUUUUGCAAAAACUUUCGGGUCGGCGAACGUUGCUGUGAGUUCGAAUGUUUGGAUCCGCCUGGCGAGGACAAACUGUACCAGGAACGAAUGCGAAAGAGGGCCGAGAUAUUGGCCGGGAACAGUACAGCCUCGAAUGUGCAACUCGCCCCGAUAGCCAUGUCCACCAUAAUGCUGGGAUUUCUGGGCAACAGCUUCAUGAACUUAUAACUUGACGUCAAAUAGCAAGAGAUGGAGAUGAAUUUAUGGCGAUGCUAAGCGAAGCGAAAUCAGAACCUCCUCAUUUUUUUGUGGCUCCUAAGGUGUAGGACUCUCUUGAAAAUUAUUACAGUGUAAUAAGCAAAAACCCAGGCCAGAUAUACACAGCGAUUUGUCUGAGCAUUAACUUUAGAGGAAGCAAAAUGCAUCGUGUCAUCGAUGCGUAGGUUUUCACUUAUAUAUCCCCAGACUUAUAAUAGGUACAAUAACAAUUUCAAAAGGACAUGGAACAGGUAGAGUUGGGAUAAGG
Molecule: messenger RNA, 1480 nt
Organism: Drosophila gunungcola (fruit fly)
Lineage: Eukaryota; Metazoa; Arthropoda; Insecta; Diptera; Drosophilidae
Exons: 6
Coding region: 376-1182 (268 amino acids)
Cellular component (GO): membrane
Source: RefSeq, a predicted model, not a curated record